Messenger RNA from Myxocyprinus asiaticus (Chinese sucker), 2782 nucleotides. Its product is annotated as cytochrome P450 7A1-like. Gene Ontology annotation, biological process: cholesterol catabolic process; cellular response to glucose stimulus; cholesterol homeostasis. Lineage: Eukaryota; Metazoa; Chordata; Actinopteri; Cypriniformes; Catostomidae. The coding region runs from base 38 to 1576 and encodes 512 amino acids. The transcript has 6 exons. Gene Ontology annotation, molecular function: cholesterol 7-alpha-monooxygenase activity; heme binding; iron ion binding. The record is from RefSeq and is a predicted model, not a curated record.
GGAUUACAACCUCACCAGUUUCUUCACUCCAGCAGUCAUGAUCUUAAGCAUUGCUCUCAUUUGGGCCAUAGUGGUAGGGCUUUGUUGUUGCCUUUGGCUUAUCACAGGAAUACGCAGAAGACAGCCUGGGGAGCCUCCAGUGGAAAAUGGCUUGAUCCCUUACCUUGGUUGUGCUCUUCAGUUUGGGGCCAACCCUUUGGAGUUUCUUCGCAGCAGACAGAAGAAAUAUGGCCACAUUUUUACAUGCAAAAUUGCUGGGCAGUACGUCCAUUUCCUCUGUGAUCCAUUCUCCUACCAUGCUGUCAUCCGUCAAGGAAGGCAUCUGGACUGGAAGAAAUUUCACUUUGAUGCCUCUGCAAAGGCGUUUGGUCAUGAAAGCAUGGAUCCCAUCCACGGUUACACCACAGAAAAUCUGCAUCAAACCUUCCUCAAGACCCUGCAAGGGGAGGCCUUGCCUUCUCUCAUUGAGACCAUGAUGGAAAACCUGCAAAGCACCAUGCUGCAACCAGGCAUGCUGAAGGCAAAGCCCUCUGAAUGGCAGACUGAUGGUAUUUUUGCCUUCUGCUAUAAGAUCAUGUUUGAAGCAGGCUACCUGACCCUCUUUGGAAAGGAACUGGAUGGGGACCAGAGUGUUGCACGUCAACAGGCCCAAAAAGCUCUGGUGCUCAAUGCUCUGGAAAACUUUAAAGAGUUUGACAAGAUCUUUCCUGCUCUGAUCGCUGGGCUCCCCAUACAUGUCUUCAAGAGUGCCUACAGUGCCCGUGAGAACCUAGCCAAGACUAUGCUCCAUGAGAACCUAAGCAAGCGCGCCAAUGUGUCUGACCUCAUAUCCUUGCGCAUGCUUUUAAAUGACACGCUAUCUACCUUCAACGAGCUGAGCAAAGCCAGGACCCAUGUGGCCAUUCUGUGGGCUUCCCAGGCCAACACUUUGCCUGCCACCUUUUGGACCCUUUUCUAUAUGAUCAGGUGCCCUGUGGCCAUGAAGGCUGCUAGCGAGGAGGUGAGGAGAACAUUUGAAAGUUCUUAUCAGAAAGUCGAUCCCACAAAUUCUCGACUUGUACUGACAAGGGAACAAUUGGACAAUAUGCCCAUUCUAGACAGUAUCAUUAAAGAGGCUAUGAGACUGUCUAGUGCAUCCCUGAAUGUGAGAGUGGCCAAGACUGAUUUCCUUCUUCACCUGGACAACAAAGAGUCUUACCACAUCCGCAAAGAUGAUGUAAUAGCUUUGUACCCCCCGAUGCUUCACUUUGAUCCUGAGAUUUAUGACAAUCCUCUGACAUACAAGUAUGACAGAUACCUUGACGAGAAAGAACAGGAGAAGACCAGCUUUUACAGAAACGGACGCAAACUCCGUUACUAUUACAUGCCCUUCGGCUCUGGGGUGACCAAGUGUCCGGGCCGCUUCUUUGCUGUGCAUGAGAUGAAGCAGUUUCUGUCUCUAAUUCUAUCAUAUUUUGAGAUGGAACUUUUGCACUCUGAUGUGAAAGAACCACCACUUGACCAGUCUCGAGCCGGCCUGGGAAUUCUGCAACCUACCUAUGAUGUUGACUUUCGAUACAGACUCAAAACUCAAUAAGGAUCUCACACUUAUUUAUUGACUCAACCGUGAACUGUAAAUAAUGUAUAUUUUGUGUCAUAUCCAGCCAGACAAAUGUAAAUAGGAUUCAACUGUGUUUUCAAGAGAUUUGUGAGAGAUUUUAGGAAGUUUGGAAGAAACUUCAGGACUUUUCUUUUUACAAUUUUCAGUAACAUUUUCUGCAUGUGAGCCAUGGGUGUUCAUAGCAUUCUGCUCAAUUUCUGAUCUGUAUAAUAAAUAGCCAGUAUUUUAAAUAUGCUAUUGUACAAUGAUUAGAAAUAGCUGUUUUACUUUUUUCCUUCUUUUUUUUAACGUUAUAUUUUUAAUGAUGCUUAGUGUACAAAUUGCCUUUUUAACCUAAACAUCAGAGUGCUUGUCUUAUUUUUUAAAUACACCCACUUAAGGGUAACCAAGGUUUUAUGUAUUUAUGUAUUUUAUGUAUUAAGUACUGGUGGUCAACCAGGGUAUACCUACAGUUUCUUAGUACCUUAAAAAUGAACUAUUUCCAUUAUACCAGAUGGUUUCUAUAGAUUAUAUUGUCUCUCCUUAAAUUUAUAUUAAAUGAGGUUUAUAAAAACAGUACUGAAGCAUAUCAUAAUGUAAUUCAACCAAUCACUAAAAAUAUUUUCAAUUGUUUAAACAAGAUUGUUUAAUCCAAACAGACUUACAAAUUAGAAAUAUAGCCGCAAGCGGCAAUCAUCGGGGGCCAAGCACACAUGGACCUUCACAGUAGCCCCAUAUUUGGUAUUUAACAGGAUGAAAAUGAGAGUGUGAGGGACAAGCUAACAUAAAUAUGAUGUUUUGGAGAUUAAUGCAGGAAUUGUAUUUUUUUGGUUGCUAUGAUGUAACUGUUUAUGUCAUUAUGUUGUGUAACAUGAAACUUGAAUGUGGGAUAUUUCUACUUGAUAUCUUUGAUGUUUGAUCAUAAUGGCAUUUAAUUGCAUGAUGGUCAUAAUAUUAUAAGAAAACCAAAUUGGAAUGAUCCUGUUAGCCUAGCAGGUGUUAGACUGUUAUUAGAGACAUGUCAGAGCAACCAUAUUAUAAAUGAUGCUGCAAUACUCGCAUUUGCAUUACAGGUACUUAUAGAAAGAAUACAAUGUAGCAUGAUUAGAACACGUGUCUUUGCAAAUGUUUGUUAAACAAGUGUUAUCAUCAUGUAAUGCAGAACGUUUGCUUCACAGAGUGAUAUUUUUGAAUAAAAGUCAA